Molecule: messenger RNA, 3078 nt
Organism: Synchiropus splendidus (mandarinfish)
Lineage: Eukaryota; Metazoa; Chordata; Actinopteri; Syngnathiformes; Callionymidae
Gene: slc18a3a
Product: solute carrier family 18 member 3a
Exons: 1
Coding region: 355-1902 (515 amino acids)
Biological process (GO): chemical synaptic transmission; xenobiotic transport; transmembrane transport
Cellular component (GO): membrane; AP-1 adaptor complex; AP-2 adaptor complex
Molecular function (GO): acetylcholine transmembrane transporter activity; xenobiotic transmembrane transporter activity
Source: RefSeq, a predicted model, not a curated record
GGAGGGGGGCACCUAGGGGAGUCAACAAGCUGCAGCGUGUUUUCCAUCAGCGACUGACAAAAAGCAGCGGGGCAGAUGAGGAAUGAUGACUUAGCUCGCUGCGUUCCAGGUGACCGGAGACAGACGGAGAGGACGCCCAUGGAUCCGCCGCCACUGUGAGAGCCCGAGCCCGCAGGUGCUGUCCGGGACCCUGAAAGACCAGAGAUGAGGCAAGUAAGCAGAGCAAAGACGGAACCUGAAGUGGAGUGAGCGCGAUGUCGGAGCGGAGAGGCUGAAGUUUCCCAGAAGAGCAGGUGGACACCGAGCGCGUUCUUUCCAAGUGAUUCACCUUUUUUCCACAACAAAACCGACACCAUGGAGCCGGAGGGAACCAAAGAGGGACACGUGAAUAGUAUGGCGAAAACCGCCGCCGCCAAACUCUCCCAGAUGGGCGAAAGAACUAAGCAACUUGUCAUCCAAGACCCAGCGCGCCAGAACCGGAUCAUAAUGGUGAUAGUGUGCGUGGUUCUUCUGCUGGACAACAUGCUGUACAUGGUGAUCGUGCCGAUCAUACCCGACUACCUGGCGGAGCUGCAGAAAAAAGCGGCACAGGCUUCGGGUCUGGCGGCGCACGGCAACUCAUCCAACGCCUCCGUUGCCGACAAGAGCAACUACGACCUCCAGAUCGGUGUCCUGUUCGCCUCAAAAGCCAUAGUCCAGCUCCUGGUCAACCCGCUCAGCGGAACUUUUAUAGACAGGGUGGGCUACGACAUCCCGCUCUUCAUUGGCCUCAGCGUCAUGUUCCUGUCCACAAUGACCUUUGCCUUCGCGGAGAACUACACCACGCUGUUCCUGGCGCGCAGCAUGCAGGGGGUGGGCUCGGCCUUCGCCGACACGUCCGGGAUCGCCCUGAUCGCGGACCGCUACACCGAAGAGGCCGAGAGGAGCAAAGCGCUCGGUAUUGCCUUAGCCUUCAUCUCAUUUGGGUGCCUGGUGGCGCCCCCUUUCGGCGGGGUCCUCUACGAGUUUGCAGGGAAGCGGGUCCCGUUCUUGAUCUUGGCCUGCGUGUGUCUGGCGGACGGGAUCAUGUGCCUGACGGUGCUGAAGCCCUUCUCCAGGGCGGAGAGAGCGAACAUGCCGGUGGGCACCCCCAUCAACAAGCUCAUGCUUGACCCUUACAUCGCCGUGGUGGCGGGGGCUCUGAUCAUCUGCAACAUCCCGCUGGCCUUCCUGGAGCCCACCAUCGCCAACUGGAUGGAGGAGAACAUGCACUCCAACCAGUGGGAGAUCGGCAUGACCUGGUUCCCCGCCUUCUUCCCCCACGUCUUAGGCGUGUUUGUCACCGUCAAACUGGCCGCCAAGUACCCGCACCUGCAGUGGUUCUACGGGGCCAUAGGCAUGGUCUUCAUAGGGGCCAGCUCCUGCACGGUCCCCGCCUGUAAGAACUUCGGGCAGCUCAUGAUCCCACUGUGCGGCAUCUGCUUCGGCAUGGCCUGCGUGGACACGGCGCUGCUGCCCACGCUCGGCUUCCUGGUGGAUGUCCGUCACGUGUCCGUGUAUGGGAGCGUGUACGCCAUUGCGGACAUCUCAUACUGUGUUGCCUACGCCAUGGGGCCAAUAGUGGCGGGCCAGAUCGUCCACAGUCUGGGCUUUGUCCAGCUCAACCUAGGAAUGGGCCUCGCCAACGUACUUUACGCACCGGCACUGCUUCUCCUUAAGAACGUGUCGCAGAUGAAACCGUCCUACUCGGAGCGGAACAUGCUGCUGGAGGACGGGCCCACCGGCCUGUAUGACACUAUUAAAAUGGAGCAGCGAGAGAAAAAGAGGAAGGGCUUGUGCACGACCAUAGACGAGAACGGCAUUGAGACUUUUGCGCAGCGCUCCUGCUCGGAGGAGGAAUCCUCCGGGGGCGAGUACGCGUGAAAUCCUGCACCGUUCAUCCCUCCAGAGCGAUCACGCCAUUUUAUCAUAGGAGCCCGCGGAAAACCCAAUCAACGACGUUAAACUGAAAGAUGCAACUUUAACACACGCCCUUGAAAUGAAGUUUAAAACAAACUCUUCAGAUGGCGUUUAAUGACUUAAAUUCACCCGUAUCAUGCAGCGCAAAACACUCAAAAACCAGUAUUUACAUCGGUGCGCUCUAUUAGAAGGCUUUGAAUAAAUUAUUUAACAAAUUGUUGUCUUUUCAACAACAAAUUGAGAAAUAAAUACUAUCAACUUCCCAAAUAAAUAAGGUAACAUAACCUGAAUUGUAAUGGAAGUCAUAAUUCCGGCACCUCAUGAAUGCACCAAAAACAUAGAGAGUACGAUUUUGAUGCUAUCAGUAAUGCCAAUUUCCUGCGACCAUUUUGACAUAUGAAUUAAUAAAAAAUAUAUAUUUUUAUUCUAUUGCAAAUAUUCAGUUCCAAAAACAAAAUGGCCAAAGUGAACACAGCCAGUUACAAUGGACGGCCAGUUUACUGUGUUCUUGAGUUGCAAAACGAAAAAAGCCCCUUGGCUCCUGUGAUCAUAACCAUGUAACAAUUCCAUUGACGUCCAAUCAACUCGCUUGAAGCUUGUGCCGUCGAAACGCGUUUCUUUUCAGUGCGUUGUCAACAUCGAUGUCCAUCCACUAACAGUAUUUAUGAGAUCAUAUUCAGGGAGUAGAUAUAAUGACAGGUCUUUUUUCGUGAAAUUUGUGUUGACGUCAUUUGCCAGAGUUGCACCGCUGUCGACUAAAUAUGCAAUACUGUGCUGAAAGAUAAGACAUGAGGUUUGAUGUGUGCGUCUCGUGUGUGUGUUUAUUUUUGAUGAUGUAACCAUGGAAUGCAUAUAGCCUCCGUGUAUGACGUGAGACUGUAAAUACAUGUAUAUUCAUGUACAUAAUUAAAUGACUAUCGAGUGCAAAGUUUGGGUGACAUCUCAUUUUUGGCCACAGAUGGGUUCCUCCAAUCUGGGAUAAGCUUCAAUACUUGUUUUUCAAUGCGAUUUCACUGCUCUGUCAUUUCUGUUAAUGUAUUUAUUUUCGAUCGUGUUCCACGCACCAAAGAGAGAAAAUGAGAUGCCAAACUUGUCACCAAAUGGUUGGACUUCUGGGAGGAGCCUGGUUACCGGGGUAGG